UGUAAGAAAAAGUGCGACGAAAGAAAAAUCAUCCUCAAGCCGUUGGCGGAGCAGCUUCGCCUGGAAGGUGUUUAAAGUGCCGCUUAAUCUGCCCGGGGAAGAUUGUAUUUCCUGAUUGUUUUCUGCGAUCCUUUUGUGUUUCUCGUGCCAGUGUGUGUGUGUGUGUCUGUGUGUGUGGGGGGCGUCCUUGACACACACUCUCUCCCCUUCUCAGCGGAGAACGCGCUGCAGUGAAGAUGCAGCACCAUCCAGGUUCGUGGUACAUUCCGUGGGGCGUCCCGGGCAUGGGACUGCAGAAGAUGCUGGCGGUGCCGUUCAAUCCGGCCACGUCCGGGUUCCAUCAGCCGCAGAUAGCGGCCGCAGCCGUACAGCCACCGACCGUACAGCAGGUGCAGAGUCCGCAGGUGCAGCAGGCUGCCGCGACACAGCAGGCCGCCUAUCAGCAUCCGCUGCAUCAUCCGGCCGCGGCACUGCAUAACACGGCCGCCGUGGCCGCCGCAGCUGCAAUGCAUCAGCAUCAGCAGCACCAGCACCAGCACCAGCACCAGCAUCCGCAUCAGCACCAGCAUCAGCCGCUGCAUCCGGUGGCUGCAGCGGCCAUGUUCACACCGCUGACACUGCGUAGCUUCGUCACACAUCCGCAUCUGAAUCUGGGCCAGCAACCGAUGGCUACCGCUCAGCAGCCUCAACAACCGCAGCUCACAGCGAGCCAAACGCAGUCGCAGCUAACCACCAUCAAUCUGAACAGCGUCGGUGUCGUACCAGUGCGCCAGAAGACGGCCCCGGUCAGCGUCCCGUCGAACACACUCAUCAUGCCGAUGAGAAAGAUUAUCAUGACGGAAAAGGAAAAAACGAAACUGGUCUCAACCGAGAAGCGAAAAGCGGACGAAAGCGAACCGGUCAAGGAUUUGAAAAAGGCUAAGCUGGAAACCAAAGCGCUGAAAGCAAAACGGCCCGGUUUCACUGAUGAGCGGUACCAUGAAACAUCGUACUAUAUUGAAAAUGGCCUGCGAAAAGUUUAUCCGUACUAUUUCACCUUCACCACGUUUACUAAGGGCCGCUGGGUUGGUGAGAAAAUUUUAGACGUAUUUGCCAGGGAGUUUCGAGCACACCCAGCCGAAGAGUACGAACGGUGCAUCAAAGCAGGUACUCUAACCGUGAACUACGAAAAAGUGCCAACGGACUAUAGGUUAAAACACAACGAUCUCCUAGCGAACAUCGUACACAGACAUGAAGUUCCAGUAACUAGUCAGCCAAUCACAAUAGUGCACAUGGACGACGAUAUUGUGGUUGUGAACAAACCAGCAUCUAUACCAGUACAUCCCUGUGGACGUUACCGUCACAAUACGGUCGUGUUCAUCCUGGCGAAGGAGUAUAAUCUGAAAAAUCUCCGCACCAUCCAUCGGCUGGAUCGGCUCACGUCCGGUUUGCUGCUGUUCGGGCGCAGUCCCAAGAAGGCCCGCCAAAUGGAGCACCAGAUUCGGAAUCGGCAGGUGCAGAAAGAGUACAUCUGCCGGGUGGAAGGCGAAUUUCCCGAUGGCAUCAUCGAGUGCAAGGAGCCAAUCGAGGUAGUCAGCUACAAGAUCGGUGUGUGCAAGGUUUCUCCCAAGGGUAAGGAAUGUACGACCACAUUCCAGAAGCUCGGUUUCAACGGCAGCAGCAGUGUCGUCCUGUGCAAACCCCUCACCGGUCGCAUGCACCAGAUUAGGGUGCAUCUGCAAUAUCUCGGCUACCCGGUAGUGAACGAUCCUCUGUACAACCACGAUGUGUUCGGGCCGGCCAAGGGCCGUGGUGGCGAUAUCGGUGGCAAAAGUGACGAGCAGCUGGUGAAGGAUCUGAUCAAUAUUCACAAUGCAGAAAAUUGGCUCGGCAUCGACGGUGACUCCGAACUGUCAAUGUUUAAACCGAUGAAAAACGAUCUGGACGAUGUGAAAGGACAAAUACUGUCGGACGAUGACUCGGAAAGCGUAUCCCGCGAGGCGUCACCCUGCUCGGAAAGUCCACGGCCCGUAUCGCUCGGCAGCGAAAGCCCCCAUGAGAAUAUGUGCGCCUCGAUGCUGGUUCCUAAUGCACUGUGCGCGGUUAGCAGCACCGGCAUUAGCACGAACACUAGCACCGGCAACAGCAACAGUGCCGUCAGUGCGGUGGGCACCAACACCACCAUCCUGUGCAGCCGGAUGCAGUCCCAAAAGCGGAAACCAAAAUCGGCUUGGGAAUGCACGAAACGUGCCAGUACACCGUCCCCAACCUUGGCAGCCGCAGCACCCAUCGGUCAGGUUGAUGAUGCAGGAACAGCAUUUGAAGAGUGCAACAAAUUGGCAACAGUACCAACGAGUGUUGCCAUUGCUGGCAGUGCUGUUGCUGGUACUACUUCUGCUGCUGCUGCUGCUGCUGCUGUUGCCGCUGUUACUGCUACUUCUGCCGCUACGGUGGCCAUUGAUGCUACUGGUGCUAAUGUUACCGUCGCCACCCAAACAGGACACGAAUCGCCCGACUUAGCCUUUAAUCCCGAUAAAAUGACAACCGACAAACACUGCUACGAAUGCAAAGUGCGCUACCGUGAUCCGAAGCCACAGGAUUUGGUCAUGUAUCUGCACGCCUGGAAGUACAAGGGUCCUGGCUGGGAGUACGAAACGGAACUACCGGAAUGGGCUAGAGUGGACUGGCACGAUAAUGAAUUUGAGUAGGGAUUAGGAGCACGCAAAUAACUUUCCGGUUUUGCAUGCAGCAAAGGGCAACCUCAUAACGCAAGCUGUACGCAAACCGAUGGCAAACGGAAGGCAAAACUGUGACCAAAACACGUGUGAUUUCAAACAUUGUGUUCUACGUAACGUAAGUCGACGUACGACUACUAAAAAAAACAAACAAACAAACAUAAAUCACAAUUUAGCGAAGAAAAAAGACACAAACCGAAUGGAUCAAAGUGCACCCCAUGUAGUGGAAAUGCGCAGCGUGUGGAAGACUCCGAAGCUUCAAAAUAGUAGGGAUAUUUUUGUUAAGAAUAUUCAUAACAAACACAAUAACGCAACUGGAACCAAUCGCAGAAGAAAAGCCGCACGCACAUGAAACCACACAAGAAGGGUGGAAGAAAGUCUUACCAAAACCAUAAAUCAAAACUAGGAAGAAAUGGGGCGUGUGAGAGUGUGUGUGUGUAUCCCUAUUUACAUACAAUAUAUUAUCAAACGUUCAAUGAAGCGGCAGUGGAUACACCAGACAGCACAACCAUAUCGCGUAUGGUGAUAAAAGAAGGGGGGUACCCAAUUGCGAAUAGGAAAAACCCCCCGUAAUGAACUCUUACCAAUAGCGGCGGUAUGUAAUAUAACACUUUUUUUGUACAAUGGAUCAUAUAUGUCAAACGUUAGACGAUAGCGUAAAAGCUUGCUACUGGGCAACGAAGCAUUAACGGAUGUCUGGCCGCACAGCAAGCAGAACACAGUUGUAACGAUCUUCUUCCGUCUCGGAAAAAGGUUGUACGAAUUAUGACACUGCAGUUAACGUUAUAUUUUUAUUGCUAGUUAUAGUUAUCGAAGCAAAGGCGUAUAUUGGAUCUAUCAUCUAACGGCCGGGAGCAUGUGUGCAUGUUACAAGACGUGCAUGACUGUGUGUGUUUUGAAUUAUUACUUACUGCGAAUUUUAUAACAAACAUAAAAGAAAACUCUACUGAAUAGUGUCGUUCGACAACAUAUUUCUUAUUCACGUUGCACAACGAGCAAAUGAUAUCGUUCUGGUUUUCUUUCACACCUUUCUGCGUUGUUGUUUGCGAAAAUUCGUAUUGUUUUAUAUAAUUUCUUGGUAAUUGAAAUGUUAGUAUGCAUUUAUAACCGCUAUCACACUCUAUUGUUCCGUAAACAAAAACUAUUAACUUUGGUUAUCUUUAGUUUCCGUUUAGCGGCGUUGAAGUAUUCUUGUUUUCUUACCGCCUCUUAUCAUGUACUAGGAGUAAAUAAGGUCUGUGAGGUUACGAAAUCAAACUAAAUUGCCGUUUGCAAUUGGACAAUACAGUGACAACUAAGAUUCAGUUCACUUGACGUUGUGGACUCAGCAAACGAGCGGGAGAGAUAAGGAAGCAGUAAGCGGUCCCUCCCGGAUACCAAAUAGUUUGUAUGCAGCGUUUUCGAAUUGUUUCUUCGAAGCAAACAACGGUGCAGCUAUGCUACAUAAAAUAGAACCAAUAAGCGAACGAAGACGAAUGCGAAGUGUAUGGAUUGUUUGCAAAAGGUGCAACCAAAAAGACCACAAGCAGUGCGGGAGUUUACUUUAAGUAACCAAACAACAACAAACAAAAAACAUUUAUCGUAAAGUAAAACUUGUCACGAAACAAAAGACGAAAGGCAAUGUAAAUUGCUGCUAUCAUAUUAGCGUACGUUUAGUUAGUAAAGUUAAUUGUAUGUUGUGUUUUUUUUUUAAUGUACUUCUUUAGCUUUAUCAAACUCUCUGUAGACAACAAGACGACAAAAGCGCGCGUAUAUGUUAUCAUCGUUAACUACUAACCACGAGUUUCUGGUGUAGCUCAGCAUAAUGAAUGCCACCACACGAAAACGGUGUAACAAAACCACUGUUACCAGUUCUGUGUUUUGGUAGAUGUUUCUAUAAUUUGAUUGCUUUUAUUUGUCUUGCCGGGGCAAUUUUCGGGGACUUUCUCGAUCCGAGCCACUGCCGUGUGCCAAACUGGCAGAACGUGGUGAAAACAACUGCAACGAAACCACACGCAACCCAAGUCGUCAUUCAAUCAACCACCACCACCACCUUCGUAUGGUUGAUUUUGGCACUUUCUACGUUUGACCAACAUUUCCAGAAGUUUGGGCUUUCGAUUAGAAUGGUUCACGACUGGCUUCGACUGGAGUGCGCUACGACUGCUGCUUUUUUGCCGUUUUGCUAUUGUCUCCAUCCGUAAGUAAUUGGUGGUCGGAAUGGAACCAUCCGAAUUUACGGCAAAAAUUCACAAACGUAAAUAAAACACCAACGAAAAAAAAAAAAUACAACACGCACCACGUACCAACAUUUUGCUCCAUAGGGGACAAUUUUCGGUGUGUUCCUGAUUGGAAUGAAUUCUCGACUCAAUGGUUUCCCCGUGUGCGACAACGGAAGGACAUACGGUGUGAGAGGAGGGAUAGGAAAGGGAAAAGAAUUCACGUUUUUUCACGAGGUGUACCAACCCGCCCACCUGUACGAGCAGGAAGUUGUCGCUGGUAAUUCGAGAGUUCGAGGGAAAAGUUUCCGAAUACAGGCGCCGCGUUGUUGGAAAAUUAACUUUUCCACCUUGCGAAUGUGAGGACUUGAAAGUUAAAAUGUACAUUGAAACACAGUUGUGCCGAUAGAACACAUAUGAAUGGAGCUGUUACCCUGCUGUUCUUUGCCCUAAGAUGUGCAAGUUACCUUGCCACAAUUGGAACAAGAUGGUUGUGGCAGAUCGUUUCGGGGUUCGGGUACUUGUGGUGUGGUGAAUGCGAUUGCGGAAAAGAUAGGGCGGAAACAAAGUAAGGAAAAGUUGAAAGUUAAAAAUCAAAUGUAGCAUAAAUACAUAAGACGGCGGCGGUAGCAGGUUUCAAGAUUCCACGUUCUUCUACUGAGCAAUCAAGUUGAGACCCCCCAAAAAAAAAAGACAUAAACGUGUUAAGCUGUGAAAGUGCGACUUAGAAAAGGCGAGCCGAGAGUGCGAUUAAUUCACAAAAAAAAAGGAAAACCGCCUGGUAGCAAGAACAAAACACGCACACAAACACACACAGAGAAGACCGGGAAGCAAUGGUAAUCUAGUGCAUCGAACUACCAAGACCUGGCUUUAUAAAAAGCCGAUGAACUAUGCUCUACAACUUUAGCGUAUUUUGGGUAGCAGGAAGUAAGGAAAACUAUCCAUCAUCGAGUCGUAGUGUCGAGUCGAGCAGCAGCAGUAGGAAGUCUCGAUCGGAACUUCACUCGCAAAUGUAUGCAAAGGAAAUGAGAAUUCCUUUCCACCGCGUCUUUUCCACACUGGCAGGCUCCGUUUUUUCUCACUUUUUCAUCCAUUUUCCCAACGAAACGCUACGUUUUCUGAUUGUCCUAGAGGCUAGAGGCCAGCAGGUGUGGAAAGCGUAGCAUUCUGUGCUACAGUUACUUGCGAAAUGCUAAAGUUAUUUGAAAAUCAUGAUUUGCAACCGGAAACGAUCGACGGUAAUGAUAUUUGUUCGUGCUCUUUUGCAGAGCAGAACGAAGAUAGACAAAAUGCAUCAGCUAAAGGAAGGAUAGUUUUUUAAUCAAAAUUGAUGUGCAUUUUUCAUUUUAUAGCAAACAAAACGGUUGAGAGAGACAGUGCAAGUCCGUUCACCAUUUUUAUAUAAUUAUACUAGCCGAAAAGUGUACUAUCUUGCGUGCGUACGUACGUGGUUGGCAAGUUUAUUACUCUUCUCUUCAUUCGCUCUUUCAUUCGUACUCGUAUGUUUACGACAGGGAGAUCAUGUAAACGACAAAAGACACAUUUUCUAAUCAUUCACUUUUAAUAUUUUCUGCUCGUGUUAAAUUUGUUAGUGUUUUUGUAUGUUUUUCUCUCCUUAUCUUCUAAAGAAAUAAGAUUCUGCUCAGCUCUACUGUGAGCUUUUUUCCUAGCGUUUAGUUAGUAUGUUCUGUGUUUUGAAUUAGUAUGUUAGUCUGUGCAUUACCUCCUCUUGUUCUGUGUUUUUUUUAUGUUGUGCAUUGCCUGUAUAUGUACGUUAUGUGUUUAGUGCGUAUAGACGACGAUUUUAUGUUACUUAUCUAAAUGUUUUAUUUAAUAGAAUUUUAUUUUUAGUUUGCUCGGUGUUGCAACUAUCACCAUUCAACAAUUUCGUGUGGCAUUCGACUAGGAAAAGCAAAGGCAUUCAAACCAUGUGCAAAAACCAAUAGGCAACAAUGCGGAACAUUCAGUUUAGUUUAUUUAUAAAUGGAAACUUAUUCGUUUUUUUAUAGUUUAAUUAUAAUUUUAUUGAUUAUGUGGUUAUGCAAUAUGAUGGUAAACGAAAUAAUUUAAUUUUCUUUGCUUUAUUAUAAUGCCUUUGUGCCCUGUGUCAAAAAGACAAAUGAAGACUUCUUCUAUAAUGUUUUGUUAGCUUCCUUUUAUAUUGUUCCUUUUUCAUGUUUUGUUUUUGUUGUCUUUAUAUUUGAUUAUUAUUAUUUCUUCCUUCUUUUACUAUUAUUACUUAACUUCAAUACUUUCUCUUUUUUCCGUGCCACACCUAAUAGUAUAAUUUUCGUAACGUAUCUUAAUUUAAAAGCCCGAUUCGUGUUUAAACAUUUUGUAAUUUUGUUGCUCAUCGAUAUCAAU
Messenger RNA from Anopheles moucheti, 7273 nucleotides. RefSeq names its product pseudouridylate synthase RPUSD2 (gene RluA-1). The transcript has 12 exons. Gene Ontology annotation, biological process: pseudouridine synthesis. The coding region runs from base 237 to 2687 and encodes 816 amino acids. The record is from RefSeq and is a predicted model, not a curated record. Gene Ontology annotation, molecular function: RNA binding; pseudouridine synthase activity. NCBI's taxonomy places the organism in Eukaryota, Metazoa, Arthropoda, Insecta, Diptera, Culicidae.